Penicillium concentricum is the source of this 690-nucleotide messenger RNA. Its product is annotated as Drug/metabolite transporter. Gene Ontology annotation, molecular function: antiporter activity. The record is from RefSeq and is a predicted model, not a curated record. Bases 1 to 690 code for a protein of 229 amino acids. Lineage: Eukaryota; Fungi; Ascomycota; Eurotiomycetes; Eurotiales; Aspergillaceae. The transcript is spliced from 3 exons. Gene Ontology annotation, cellular component: Golgi apparatus.
AUGUCAAACCUUUCGCUAUCCCUCGUGAGCCUAGCCUUUUUCCAAAUCAUCCGCAAUACCGUGCCCAUCUUCACCGUUUUGAUAUACCGAGUCUGGUUUGGGCGCUCGUACUAUAUGGCGACAUACCUCUCACUCUGUCCUAUCAUUAUUGGCGCGGGAAUGACUGUGGUCGGGGAAUACCAUUACUCUGCUUUUGGUCUCUUCAUCACAGUAUUCGGAGUUGUUCUCGCAGCGGUUAAGACCGUCACAACCAACCGGCUGAUGACAGGAUCCCUGGCACUUCCUUCAAUGGAGCUUCUGUUCCGCAUGUCUCCACUCGCUGCGAUCCAAUCCUUUGUGCUCGCGGUAAUUGCCGGAGAGCUGCCAGCUUUUGCAGAUUCCAUGUCCCAGCGUGCCGCCGAGUCCUCGAGACUGGCCACCGUGGCCACCGUCAUAUUCUUACUUGGAAAUGGACUACUGGCAUUUUUCCUCAAUGUGUCUUCUUUCCAGACCAACAAGCUGGCCGGUGCUCUCACAAUAUCGGUUUGCGGGAACCUUAAACAGGCUGUCACACUAGCUAUUGGAAUCUUUGUGUUCAAAGAUUUCACCGUGGAUAUCUUAAACGGCACCGGUAUCCUUCUUGUGAUAGCUGGUUGCGCAUUUUUCAGCAAAGCAGAGCUCGAUUCUAAGAAAAUCUCUGCAGUAUCAUAG